Molecule: messenger RNA, 2711 nt
Organism: Botrytis porri
Lineage: Eukaryota; Fungi; Ascomycota; Leotiomycetes; Helotiales; Sclerotiniaceae
Exons: 13
Coding region: 520-2520 (666 amino acids)
Molecular function (GO): oxidoreductase activity, acting on CH-OH group of donors; flavin adenine dinucleotide binding
Source: RefSeq, a predicted model, not a curated record
GACUGCGGGGUAAACUUAAAGUGUUUUGGUUACGACGGCAGAUCGCAUUUCCCCGCGUCGACCACAUUUUCUAGAUUCUAAAUGUGCUACUCGAACGUCUGAUGGUGUCCACCUCUCCUUGUGCUUGCUUGGGAAAGCGUCUCAAACUGCACCCCUAGAUUUGCGCAUCAAUCACAAUUGUCGACCAUCAAGCCGGCAUCGUCAUGGUAAGACAAGAUGAGGGGUAGCGACAUUAGCUAUGGAUUAGUUGCUCUUGUUUUGCUGCUCCCUCUAUCCAUGGACCUUCAGAGGACUAAUAAUCGCCGAUUGAGUAUGCAAUGUUACCACAUACAAGGCGGAGAGAUAGCUGAUGCUACACGAAGCUUCUGUUCUUGUUAAUCCGGGCAUCCGGAGCCAAGGGGUACGAGAGACUGAGAGUAGAAAAGGUUGCGUAUCUCCUCUUCUUUGUGGAAUUCUCAAACAACUUCACAAGUUGCAAGUAACAACCAAAAUUGAGAGAAUUUCAAUAAGACAGUGAACAUGACGAUCCCAGAUGAGUUCGAUAUCAUCGUCUGUGGUGGUGGAAGCACCGGUUGUGUGAUUGCUGGCAGACUUGCAAACCUUGACCACAAUCUCCAAGUUCUCCUCAUUGAAGCUGGAGAGAGUAAUCUCAAUAACCCAUGGGUGUUUCGACCAGGAAUCUACCCCAAGAACAUGAAACUCGAUAGUAAGACAGCAUCAUUCUACUAUUCCCGACCUUCAGAAUGGCUUGCCGGUCGUAAAGCUGUUGUUCCAUGUGCACAUAUUCUCGGCGGAGGAUCCUCUAUAAACUUCAUGAUGUAUACACGGGCGUCUGCUUCCGACUACGACGACUUUCAAGCCCAAGGAUGGUCUACAAAAGAACUCAUUCCUUUGAUGAGAAAACAUGAAACAUACCAGCGGGCAUGCAACAACAGGGACCUUCACGGCUUUGAUGGACCCAUCAAAGUAUCAUUUGGAAACUACACUUAUCCAAUUACUCACGACUUUUUACGUGCUGCCGAAUCUCAAGGCAUCCCAACAACUGAUGACUUACAAGACCUGGUUACUGCACAUGGUGCCGAACACUGGCUGAAGUGGAUCAAUCGAGAUACAGGUCGACGUAGCGAUGCCGCCCACGCCUACGUUCAUUCCACUAGAUCCGUACAUUCAAACCUUCAUCUCAUGUGUAACACCAAAGUAGACAAGAUUAUCAUCGAGAAUGGUCGAGCUGUCGGUGUAAAGACUGUGCCAACGAAGCCUCUUCACCCAAAUCAACGUUCACGCACAUUCCGUGCACGAAAGCAAAUCGUCGUUUCAGGUGGCACGCUCUCAUCACCUUUGAUUUUGCAAAGAAGUGGCGUCGGAGACCCAAAGAAAUUGGAGAAGGUUGGUGUCAAGCCUAUUGUCGAUCUACCUGGUGUUGGCCAGAACUUCCAAGAUCAUUAUCUGACAUUCUCUGUUUACCGUGCUAAGCCCGGAACUGAAAGUUUUGAUGAUUUUGCUAGAGGUGUCCCCGAAGUUCAAAAGGCUGUCUUUGAUGAAUGGAAUCUCAAGGGUACCGGCCCACUUGCCACGAACGGUAUUGACGCCGGUGUCAAAAUUCGUCCAACUGAAGAGGAAUUGAACGAGAUGGACAGUUGGCCAACACCCCAUUUCAGAUCGGGCUGGGAUAGCUACUUCAAGAACAAACCUGACAAGCCAGUUAUGCACUACUCGGUCAUUUCUGGCUGGUUUGGUGAUCACAUGUUGAUGCCACCUGGAAACUUCUUCACGAUGUUCCACUUCCUCGAAUAUCCAUUCUCUCGUGGUGAAACUCAUAUCGUUUCUCCAGAUCCAUAUGAGGCACCAGAUUUCGACGCUGGUUUCAUGAAUGAUAAAAGAGACAUGGCACCAAUGGUUUGGGGAUAUAUCAAAUCUCGUGAAACUGCCCGUCGUAUGGACGCCUAUGCAGGAGAGGUCCAGAACAUGCAUCCAUUCUACGCAUAUGACUCCCCAGCUCGAGCUAAAGAUAUGGACUUGUUGACGACCAAUGCGUAUGCUCUUCCAGGCAAUGUUACUGCGGGUAUUCAACACGGUUCUUGGGCAAUGCCUAUCGAACCAGGAAAGCCACCACAAAUUUCCUACCUAAACAGUAACAAGCGAGAUCUGCAAGAAGAUCUCAAGUACAGCAAAAAAGAUAUCGAGCAUAUCGAAGAAUGGGUAAAGAGACAUGUAGAGACAACUUGGCAUUCUCUUGGUACAUGUUCCAUGGCACCCCGCGAAGGAAACUCCAUUGUCAAACAUGGUGUCCUUGACGCACGUCUUAAUGUCCAUGGCGUCAAGGGCCUCAAGGUCGCUGAUCUUUCUAUCUGCCCUGAUAAUGUUGGAUGUAACACUUUCUCAACUGCUCUUCUCAUCGGAGAGAAAUGCUCUGUGCUAGUCGCCGAAGAUCUCGGCUAUAGUGGCAAGUCACUUGACAUGAAGGUACCCAACUAUCAUGCUCCGGGUGAGCUCAGCGGUAUUGCCACUUCGCGUCUUUAGUUUCGUUCUUUGAUGGAUGUGUGGAUAUGAGGGAUGGACUAUAAAUUUCAGCCGUUCUUUUUAAUGCUGCCACUCAUUCAAGGUUAAUAGGGUUUUGGGUUAUCUUAUGUCAAUAUAUGUUAGUGUAGUUACGAUUUAAUGAACAUUUGGAUCUUUGAUCAGAGGCCGAGUCUCCAAGUUUCUUAUCAUGA